This is a messenger RNA of Quercus lobata, 2542 nucleotides long. Its product is annotated as hydroxyproline-rich glycoprotein family protein. Bases 379 to 2010 code for a protein of 543 amino acids. The transcript is spliced from 7 exons. The record is from RefSeq and is a predicted model, not a curated record. Gene Ontology annotation, cellular component: cortical microtubule. Gene Ontology annotation, biological process: protein localization to cortical microtubule cytoskeleton. Lineage: Eukaryota; Viridiplantae; Streptophyta; Magnoliopsida; Fagales; Fagaceae.
UAAAGGGUUUGAUUCCUUAAAGAAGGUCAAGGACCCAACAAAGAUUAGUAGCUGAGGUUUUGUCUGAUAUGUUUAGGGUCAAUUCAAUUGAAGAGCUGGAAGAACAAUCAAACCCCCUAUUAUUUGUGGGUUCUUGUGGGUCAAUAGUUAUUGCAUAGAGACAACAACUCAAAAUAAGGUCCAUUGACUCUCAUUCUUCCUUUGGAUGAAAUGAUAAAAAGGGCACAACACAAGCCUCAAGUUUCCAUGCAGUAAUUAUUCAUAUCUUAGAACUUCUUUGAAGAGAAAAGGAAAUCCCAUCUCUUUUUGUCUUCUCAGAAAUGUAAGUCUUUUGCUUCACUUGCAUUUGCAGACCAUUGUUGACUUAAAUUGCAAGCCAUGAAGCAAGGUACACCUCCACCGCCACCGCCACCAGCAUCCACUACAACAACAAGAAAGAGAAAUGAAUGCAACAUGUCACCGUCCACAACCCCAUCUCGCUUAAGAGCUUCUCCUAAAGCUAAACCCAAGGACUCUCCAAUUCCAAAGCCUACACCACCAUCAUCAGCCAGGAGGCCUCUUCUUCUGACCAAGCCUAAAUCCAUUGAUCACUCUUCUCAAAAGGGUACCCAAGUUGUGGACUUUAACAAAGCUAUGACUCGCACCAGUACUGGAAACCGCCAUGUUGUUGAGCAAUUUGCUCGGCCACGCCAACUACGGUCUUCAAAUCCCAGAAACGAAGAUGACCCAGAUGGGAAAAACAAGGACUUGGUUGAGAAUUUGCAGUCUGAGGUAUUGGCCUUGAAGGCAGAGUUGGAUAAGGCUCAGAGUUUGAACUUGGACUUGCUUUCACAGAACAAGAAGCUCACUGAGGAUCUUGCUGCUGCUCAAGCAAAGAUAGCAGCUCUUAGCUGUCGUGACCAGAGGGAGUCACUUGGGGAGUACCAGAGCCCUAAAUUUAGAGACAUUCAGAAACUAAUUGCCAGCAAAUUGGAACACUCAAUUGUGAAAAAGGAGCCAAUCAAUGAGGUGAGUACUAUUCAAAAACCACCACCUCCACCACCACUAGCAUUACGUCCGAUUCCCAAAGUCGCGGAUUUAGAAAGAAAGGCUCGGCCUUGUACAUCCUUGCCACCACCUCCACCACCACCACCCCCACCUCAGCCCUCAGCUGGUGUGGCUACUACUCAAAAGGCUCCAGCACUUGUAGAAUUUUAUCACUCAUUAAAAAGGCAAGAGGGGAAGAAGAGAGACUCUCCAGGAUCAGGGCAUCAUCAUAAACCAGCAGCUAUUAGUGCACAUAGUAGCAUAGUUGGAGAAAUUCAAAACCGUUCAGCACAUCUGUUAGCUAUUAAAGCAGAUAUUGAAACUAAAGGAGAUUUGAUCAAUGGCCUUAUCCAGAAGGUGCUAGCUGCAGCUUAUACAAAAAUAGAAGAUGUCUUAAAAUUCGUAGAUUGGCUUGACACAGAACUCUCAUCAUUGGCUGAUGAGCAGGCUGUGUUAAAGCAUUUCAAGUGGCCAGAGAGGAAAGCUGAUGCCAUGAGAGAAGCAGCAAUUGAAUAUCGUGGCCUUAAACUGUUGGAAAGUGAGAUCUCUUCCUAUCAAAAUGACACUAACAUUCCCUGCGGGGCUGCCUUAAAGAAGAUGGCCAGCUUACUAGACAAGUCUGAGCAGAGAAUACAAAGGCUGAUCAAGCUGCGAAAUUCAGUUAUGCAGUCUUAUAAGGAGUACAAAAUUCCUACUGAGUGGAUGCUUGAUUCAGGAAUCGUGAGCAAGAUAAAGCAGGCUUCUAUGAAUCUGGCUAAGAUGUACAUGAAAAGAGUGACAUUGGAGCUUGAGUCCAUUCGAAAUUCAGAUAGGGAAUGUGGUCAAGAAUCUCUUCUGCUUCAGGGUGUGCAGUUUGCAUAUAGAGCUCACCAGUUUGCUGGUGGUCUCGAUUCAGAAACAUUGUGUGCUUUUGAAGAGAUAAGGCAGCAAGUUCCACAAUACUUAGGCGGGUCUCGAGAAUUGUUGGCUGCCAUACCAUCAUAACGAGCCAUGUGAAAAUUACAACAACUAAAUCAUGGAUACUCAGCUGAUAAUAGAUAAACAGAUCAAAUAUACAAGUUCCUGCAGGUAGUGAAUGAAAUGUCCUUGAGAAAUAUUCCAUACUUUGGUAAGAUGAUGCGAUUCCAAACUGGAUAUCACAUGGGCUCUUCAAUUGUCAAAGUUCCAUUAGAUUGACUGACUGGAGUAAUUCUAUAUUGUUGUAAUACUAUGGCCAACUCAUUUUGGAGGGAUGUACUGCUGUACUAGAUGCCAGUGACAGUGAAGUUUGUGCUGGCUAAAGCAGUAUUCAAAGUCCAAACCCACAAGAAUUUUGGGAGGAAUUAGGGCCUAGCUACUUAGUUUGUAUAAGCAAGGUGUAGUUUGAAUUAUAUUAAGCCCAUCAUCAAUUUAGCAUGUUACCAAUACCAUUAUUUUUUGACAUUUCAACAAAAAGCAACUGUUGAACCAUUCUAUUAAAGAAUGUAUUUUGUGAAGCUCCUAUUUAUAUGCAUCUUAGUUCUAAUGACUUAUAUAA